Molecule: messenger RNA, 2898 nt
Organism: Pocillopora verrucosa
Lineage: Eukaryota; Metazoa; Cnidaria; Anthozoa; Scleractinia; Pocilloporidae
Product: copine-3-like
Biological process (GO): cellular response to calcium ion
Cellular component (GO): plasma membrane
Molecular function (GO): calcium-dependent phospholipid binding
Source: RefSeq, a predicted model, not a curated record
UCCGGAGGAGUGGUUGGAUACUUGGUGUCUUGACAAACAUCGAUCGCAUCAGUAGUUGUGAUCGACUUGAACUGAUUUUAUUUAUUGGAGAUUAUUACGCUCUGUAACUUUCAUUUUCCAAGCGUUUUAAAGCAAGCAAUUUUAGAAACCUCAGCCACGAGCUUUUAACUUGUUGGCUUCGUUUGUUUUUGUCCUCCGUCACAACAACUUGAAAUGGCAGCAGAGUGUGUUACUCGAGUCGAGUUGCACAUCUCUUGUAGAGGUUUGCUCGACAGGGACACAACUUCAAAAUCCGAUCCACUGUGUGCUUUGUAUAUUCAAGAUUCACUUGGAAAGUGGGUUGAGUAUGCUAGGACUGAAAAAAUCCAGAAUAACCUUAAUCCAGAUUUUGCUAAAGGAAUUGUGGUGGACUACUACUUUGAGAUGGUUCAGAAACUGAAAUUUUCAGUUUACGAUGUGGAUAACGAGACCAGUUCACUGGGAGAUGACGAUGCUCUGGGUGAUAUGGAGUGUAAUCUUGGGCAGGUGGUUUCAAAGAAGUCCUUUGCAAGCACACUACAAAUCAAUGGAAGGCAAGUGGGAACCAUUAAUGUAUAUGCAGAAGAAUUAAAAGGUGGAAAUGAAAUAGUUAACCUUACUUUCAGGGCAACAAACCUAGACAACAAGGACUUUCUGGGCAAAUCUGAUCCCUUUUUACAAUUGUCCAAACUGAAAAGUGAUGGUGGAACUUUGCUUGUUCAUCGCACUGAGGUUGUCAAGAACAACCUCAAUCCAUCAUGGAUGUCUUUUAGCAUUGCGCUGGCAACUCUGUGUGGUGGAGACUAUGAUGCACCAAUUAGGAUUGGCUGUUACGACUGGGAUGAGGAUGACGAUAAUGAUUUGAUUGGUUGUGUGGACAUCACUCUUCGAUCUCUGAUUGACAGUAAAGAGUCAGGGAAAGGACUUGACUUGGUCAAUUCCAAGAAAAAGCAGAAGAAAAAAGGCUAUGUGAACUCAGGAGUUCUGUAUGUGUCUCAAUGCAAUAUAACCAAGCUUUACACAUUCCUAGACUAUGUCAUGGGAGGAUGCCAAAUUAACUUUACAGUUGGUAUUGACUUCACAGCAUCCAAUGGUGAUCCACGCAAUGCCCAGUCUCUUCAUUAUUUGCAUUCUCAUGAACCCAAUGAGUAUGUCAAGGCUCUAGUAGCUGUUGGUGAAGUUUGUCAAGACUAUGAUACUGAUAAAUUUUUCCCAGCGUUAGGAUUUGGGGCCAAAAUACCACCAGGCAUGCAGGUUUCCCACGAGUUUCCUUUGAACUUCAACCCGACUAAUCCAUAUUGUCAUGGCAUCCAAGAAAUUGUUCUUGCAUAUCAGAAUUGCAUUCGCCAAGUGCAGCUGUAUGGCCCAACCAAUGUGGCGCCGAUCAUCAAUCACGUGAUUAGAUUUGCUGAGCGAGCAGGCCAGGAAAACACAGCAUCGCAAUACUACGUGCUUUUACUGUUGACGGAUGGCGUGUUAUCAGACAUGGCGGAAACAAAGGCCGCCAUAGUAAAGGCUUCUCGCCUUCCCAUGUCCGUCAUUAUUGUAGGAGUUGGACAGGCUGACUUCAAAGACAUGGAUGAACUUGACGCUGAUGAAGGACGGUUACGAUCUGGGCAUAAUUAUGCGGAAAGGGAUAUCGUCCAGUUUGUACCAUUCAGGGACUUCAAAUCCCAACCUCCAGCAGUCCUGGCCAAACACGUGUUAGCAGAAAUCCCUAAACAAGUCCAGGAGCAUUUCAACAAACGUGGCCUCGCUCCCGUGCAGUCAAACGGACCUGAACCACCCUACUUGGGGGGUCUUUAAUGAAAUAUUUAGUUCUCGCUGGUGCAAACUUGGUUUAAUGAACUCGCUUUAGUGCUAUUUUAGUUUUAUGAAUUUUUAUACACAGUUAAGGUGGAUGUGACUUACCUUAAGAGUUUUUUAUAAGCCCCCUCGGAUUAAAGGGGGUGGGAGAAGGGGUUAUUUUCCAGUCACAGAUUAGAGAAGGAAUGCGCGUCAUUUUCUUGGUCGUGAAAGGUCUGGGUACGAGACGAUAGUAUGCGAUGAUCGUUACCCGGAUGUAGCAGUGGGCUUUGUUCGAUAUUUGCGAAGUUCGUCACACGUAGUAUGCAUUGCAUGUGAACAUUGGUAUUGGUGAUGUUCGUUUUUUCAGUAGCUGGACUACAACAUAAGUUUGUUAAGUUCUCGGUUAAGAGAUUGUCGUGAACUAAACACUUAUUUUACUUAUUCAAUCGCUCUGACGAAGGGUUAACGCUCGAAACAUCAGCUUUUUACUCUUAACGGUGGCGAAUUAACUUUUUAAACUCAGUUGUUGAUGCUAAAUUACUUAGUUUACGGAAUUGCUGUGGAUUGCAAAUCAUUUUAUUUCAGUCAUAUUAGUCUUUGUUCGACAAGGAGCCGAUAAUGGCCACUCUGAGUUCGUUUCAUCAAAGUUUUCACGAGAAUUAAUUUUCCUGGCUGGAUUUGCCAGUGUUUUGAUAAAAUUAUGAACCCAAGGUCUUACAUUUAACUGGUUUCUAUUUGCCUUAUAAUUACUCAGAAUUGAUUUACAGAAAUGAAACAGCACCGAGUAAUAAAUUAAGUUAUGAGCUGUAAAUUUUUUUGUAAGAUUGACACUCGCAAGUGAGACUUCACUCGCGUGAAAGUCAUCGAUGUGUCUGCUUUCUCGUUUGCGUGUUACUUGCGUGCGUGUCACUUAGGCUUGUACGCGAGAGCGAGGACUUAUGCGCAUGAUAGUCAUCUUGCUCUCUUGUGCGCUUGUUAAUCACGUGUAACGUAGGCUUAUACGCUAAUUAGUCUCGAGAUGAUUACAAUUUGGAGAUUUGAUAUCUCUUAUACGUGAAAAUAAGUCUUUUUGAAAUAAAAAUGACUUGAGGA